Molecule: messenger RNA, 3653 nt
Organism: Mobula hypostoma (lesser devil ray)
Lineage: Eukaryota; Metazoa; Chordata; Chondrichthyes; Myliobatiformes; Myliobatidae
Product: ras-related protein Rab-35-like
Exons: 6
Coding region: 482-1096 (204 amino acids)
Biological process (GO): endocytic recycling
Cellular component (GO): endosome membrane; plasma membrane
Molecular function (GO): GTPase activity; GTP binding
Source: RefSeq, a predicted model, not a curated record
CUCGGAAUGGAGGCCCGGUGGUUGGCGGUGUUUCCCAAAGCUCGAUGCUGGGCCUUUUGUCAUGUCUACCUGUACAAGGCAUGCUUAGCAAUUUAAACACAGCAUUAAAAUUGGUGCUGCUUCAGUGAGAAAUAUUAUGAGCGUUUACAGGGAAUCUAGAUCAGCUGGGGAAGUGUUCUGAGGAAUGGCAAAUGCAGCUUCAUUCAAUGAAGUUUGAGGUGUUACACGUUGGAAGAGCCAACCGGGGUAGGACUUUCAUAGUGAAUGCCGGGGCCCUGGAGAUUGUUGCAGAAGAGAGAGACCCAGACAUCACAGGGUGGUGAAUAAGGAGCUUGGCAUAUUGGCCUUCGUCAGUCCAGCCACUGAGUACAGGAGUUUGGGGUCAUAGGACAGUUGUAAGAGAUGUUGGAAUAUUGUGUUCAGUUUUGGUCGCAUGCUGGAAAAAAGAUGUUGCUAAAAUGGAAAGAGUGCACGGGGAUUUAUGUGGACAAGUCUCACAGGAGGGAAAAAGACCCUUUGGCUCAUGGGCUGGCUAAUUCCCAGAGUGGGAAAGAGCAGUCUGCUGCUUCGCUUUGCUGACAACACGUUCUCAGGCAGCUACAUCACUACAAUCGGAGUGGAUUUCAAGAUCCGGACGGUGGACGUGAACGGGGAGAAGGUGAAGCUGCAGAUCUGGGACACGGCUGGCCAGGAGCGGUUCCGGACAAUCACUUCCACGUAUUACCGCAACACCCAUGGGGUGAUCAUAGUUUAUGAUGUCACCAACCCCGAGUCCUUCGUCAACGUCAAGAGGUGGCUGCACGAGAUCAGUCAGAACUGCGACACCGUCUCCAAGGUCCUGGUGGGGAACAAGAACGAAGACCCCUUAGCACGGCAGGUGGAAUACGCUGACGCAAAGCGUUUCUGCGACCAGGUGGGGAUUCGUCUCUUCGAGACCAGCGCCAAGGAGAACACCAACGUGGAGGAGAUGUUUAACGCGGUCACCUUCAUGGUGCUAAAGUGCAAGAAGGACAACCUGGCACGCCUGCAGCAGCAGAACGAGGUGGUGAAGAUCAACAAGCCCAAGAAGAAGCCUGCCGUCAAGAAAUGCUGCUGAUCCAAGUGUCCAGGGGUGGGUGGGGAGCGGCACGGGUUGGGGUGGUAGCAGGUGGACCCAGGGGAGCCGGCACGCCUGACCCCAGCCCUCUGCAGCUCACCCAACAGGCAGGGGGACUGUCUGGGCCUGCCCGCUUCCACCAGGUCCUAAUGCCCAUACUGAUGUGUGUGUGUGUGCAUUUGCACUGGAUCCUUUCCAGGGUCCUAUCAAUCAGUGAUGUAACUACUGGAUCCUCAGAGAUCUCUAGCUCGUUGAUGUAAUUACUAGAUCUCCCCAAAUCCCAUUGGCUAGUUCUGUAAUUACUGCUGCAUCCCCAUGUGGGUUCUCUACUUAAGUGUUGUAAUUACUGGAUUUUCCUGGAUCCUAUUGGCUAGUCCUGUAAUUACUGGAUCCCUUAAGUCCAAUUGAUGUGUAUUAACUGGUUACACUGGCCAGUGAUGUAUGGGCUAUUGGGAUUUUAUUGGAUGAUUGUGUGUUUAGCGAUUUCUCCGGAUCCUGUUGGUCUGCGGUGUAUUGAGUGGGUUCUGACAGGGUUUGCUUUUGGACUUCCGCCACACGAUUGAGCUUACUGGGUUCCCCGUGAUUCAGAUGUCCACAGUGUGGGGUCCAGAUGCUUGCAGUAUGGGCACUAAGACCCAAAUGAGCACAUUCAGUGGGUUUCCCAGGGUCCUGUUAGAUGCCUGCAGCAUUGUGCUCGGUGGAUUCCUCAGGGUCCAAGUGUCCGGUCUAAAUUCUUGCAGUAUUUUGUUCUGUGCCCACGUGGGUGUAUUCAGUGGGCUCCCCAGGGUCCAAACAUGAAAUAUUUUGCUCCAUUAGUUCUGCUGGGUUCAAAUGUCUGCACUAUUGUGCUGAGUGGAGUCCCAGUACCCUCUCUGAAUUCCAGGGGAUCCUAAUGCCCACAACUGUUCCAUCUGGCAAGGCUUCCCUAGCAUAAAAGGCAUUGUAGUGUUCCUCGGGUUUCCUCCCAGGGGCCAAAUGUCCACAUCACUUGCAUUUGUUAGGCACCCCGAGGUCCUAAUGCCCUACGCCUUAGCAUUUGGUGGGUUCCCCAGUGUCCAAGAGUGCGCCCCGUUCCACCCCAACUCUUCCCAACAGUAGUGGAGCGAGGCAGUAAUUCCUAGUUGGAAUUCCUCUGCCUAAUGAAUGCCAGAUGGGUGCCGGACCAACUGGGAAACACCUCCGGAUGGUGGGGGGAGUUGAUGAGACCCCAGGAAUGGGAGACAGGCUUAUUUUGCAGAGGUUUCACCUUUCUCCAUGGUUCCAGAACGGGAGGCAACAAGGUUUUUAGUCAUCAACCUGGCGUUGCACUGGUCUGAAUUUAGGUGAGAAGGGCGAGUCAGUGUGGGGUCUCACUAAAUCCUGCCCACCAGGGUCCAAAAAGGCACUGGGAGGGUGAAUGAAAUGACACAGGUUUAACAGUGUGUGUGGCCUCAAGCACUAAACACACACACCUCAUUAUAACUCUAAUAUGCCCCAUAACACUCACUGUGACACCAACACCCCCUCACUCCUCACUGUAAAACUGAUACCUCCCCCCACCAACACAGAUCCUGCACCUCUCACUGUAACAUUAAUACUCUCCCUCAUCCCUCCCCGCAACACUGAUACUCCCUGCACCCCUGAUCAUAACAACUGACAUCCCCACCCCAACACCGAUAUCCCACACCCCUCACCGUAACAGAUUCCCCACCCCAACACAGAUUUCCCCCACACCUCACUGUAACACUGACUCUUCCUCACCAUAACACCGAUACUCCCUGCACCCCUGAUCAUAACAACCGAUAUCCCACACCCCUCACUGUAAAACUGAUAUCCCCACCCCAACACAGAUUUCCCCCACACCUCACUGUAACACUGACUCUUCCUCACCAUAACACCGAUACUCCCUACACUCCUGAUUGUAACACCGAUACCCCUACCCCUCACUGUAACACCAAUACCUCCCACCCCAACACAGAUUUCCCACACACCUCACUGUAAAACCAAUACUCCCUAUACCCCUCACUGUAACACUAAUGCUCCCCAUAACACUCGCUUUGUCACUGACACACACUUAACACUGGUUCCCUCCCACCCCUCACUGUAACACUAACACUCCCCAUAACACUCGCUUUGUCAAUGACACACACCUAACACCAGUACCCUCCCACCCUCACUGUAACACCGGUAACCCCUCACCGUAACCCGUGCACCUGAUUUCCCACUCGUAGUGAUUUUGAUCUGCCCCUCACUGUUUCACUCGAUGUCAGUGGGAUUAUGAUGUCUCCUGCUACACUGCUCAUUGCAGGAAUGGUCCUGCCUCCCUCCCACAUUCGGACCAAACUCUCCCCCCGCCCAAAUUUCCUUCCCCUCGUCCCUUUCCCUCUCUCUGUCAACAUUCCGAUAUCGCGAAUUAACUAACGCCACCCCAGAUGAUUUUGCACUAAUGCUAAUUAUGGUUUCUCUGAAAUUUAUAACCUCUCUCUGUAAUAUUUGUAUAAAUUUUUUUUUGUCGCUGGGAAUGUAACCGAUCAUGGAAUCAAAUAAUGUAUGAAGUAAAAUUUAAAUUGAGAUAAAA